UAGUAGCAAACAACAUCUUACCAUAUUUUACCCAAAGUUUCUGUCCACGUGCAGCAACAAAUGUGUCAAUGAAGACACCGGACACAAAAGCGAAGCUAUUAAAUAAUUUAAGCCUCUCGAAACAUCUGUCAUCUAAAAAGGGCGGCUCUCGUACCAGCAACUGCGGCAACUGUCUGGAAUUCUCCGUACUCACGCGUCUCUCCAGCGUACCCUGAAUCAAUAUCUGAAUACCUUUUGUUUCAACUGUACUUAAAC
This is a messenger RNA of Scaptodrosophila lebanonensis, 255 nucleotides long. RefSeq lists its product as uncharacterized. The record is from RefSeq and is a predicted model, not a curated record. The transcript has 2 exons. NCBI's taxonomy places the organism in Eukaryota, Metazoa, Arthropoda, Insecta, Diptera, Drosophilidae. The coding region runs from base 69 to 215 and encodes 48 amino acids.